CUAGUUGAAAAAUUUUACCAUUUUGUGUUAGACAAAUAGAGAAUGAAGUGCUUACGUGCAAUUAUAAAAUCAACAUGUAUUAGUGCAUUUCAAAAACAUAUUAGAAAUUGUAGUUCUCAAACUGGAGCAACGCUUGCAUCAGCUGGAAAAUUGGAACCAAUGAUCGACCUUUCGGAAAAUCCCCGCGAAUUGCUUGAAAAGGAUGGUCUAAAACUGCUGUUGUCGCAUUACGGUUUCUCGGUUAGAGAUGCGAUAGUCCGAACUGAUACAGAACUUCACGACGUAAUUAAGCGUUUUGAUGAUAUUUGUUAUCAUACUGCACCGGAAAGAGAACUCAUUAUAUGCGUCAAGUUAUUACACACGUACAAAGGAUUUGAGUCGCCCAAGAACCUAACACCAUCUAAUAUAAAAAUGGCAGUUAUGUUAGGUUGGGCUUUCGAAUAUCUCACAACGACAUCGUUUUUGACGGACGACAUACUGGACAAGAAUACAAUGCGUUGGAAGAAACCCUGCUGGCAUACUUUACCGCAUGUGGGUUUGACAGGCUUGUGCGACGCACGAACAGUCUCAAUGGCUGGGUUCGCUCUACUACGAAAGUAUCUGAGGUGUCAUCCUUUUUACCACCAACUAAGCACACUUCUAGUCAAUUUUCAGUAUGAUAUUUACUUAGGACAGUCAUUUGACUAUGUUUCCGCUUCAAUGUUUAAAAAAAGCCGGGAUGCUAGUUUACUUUCAAUGGAUCACUACUUCACGACAGUGUGGUAUAAGACUAGUUCACCGGCAUACUACAUACCGAUAGUGGCAGCAGCGUAUCUGGCAAAUCUCGAUCCGCAGAUAUGUUCCGUUUCCCGAGAUGUGUUUCGGACUGUUGGUAUUCACCGGCAAGCUCAGAACGAUAUGUGGGAUGCUUGCGGCUACUUCGAUAAUAGUGGAAAAACUUCCACCGAUUUUACGGCGGGGGUAUGCACAUGGAUUACAGCAACCAUAAUGGAGCAUGGUAGCGAAGAGCAAAAAAACGUGCUACUGCAAAAUUAUGGGAGAACUGAACCAGAAUGCCAUGAGAAAAUAUACCAACUUAUGAGGGAACUAGACAUUUUAGAAAGAUACCGAAGCUAUACACAGAAAGUAAUUAAGGAGUGCCAAGAACAUACAAAGAUUGCGCAUCCAGGAAUAACCAGGAUUCUUAAUUUAAUAGUUAAAGAACACAUCGAUGUUAAAGAGAGUUUCAAUCUGUAACUUGGUAAAAUGGGUGGGCGUGGCACUUCUAAACAGUCAUAAGAAUGUUGAAUUAAUCAGUAUCAUCGUCAGGAAAUAGUUAUUUACCUAACAAGUUCGGUAAGUUAAUUUUCCCGCAUGAGCACUUUGUUUGCAGCACGACCGUAGGGAGUGCUGCAUUUAGUGCGAAUG
Messenger RNA from Photinus pyralis (common eastern firefly), 1407 nucleotides. Its product is annotated as farnesyl pyrophosphate synthase-like. The transcript has 4 exons. The record is from RefSeq and is a predicted model, not a curated record. Lineage: Eukaryota; Metazoa; Arthropoda; Insecta; Coleoptera; Lampyridae. The coding region runs from base 43 to 1236 and encodes 397 amino acids. Gene Ontology annotation, cellular component: cytoplasm. Gene Ontology annotation, biological process: trans, trans-farnesyl diphosphate biosynthetic process. Gene Ontology annotation, molecular function: (2E,6E)-farnesyl diphosphate synthase activity; dimethylallyltranstransferase activity.